UCCCCUUUAUCAAAACGAAACUAAAUGGUUGUUGGACAGUUUAGGAUCGGUUUCAAAUUUGAAAAAUGCUGAAUGCGACUCAAGAAUAAACGACGGACAUCGAUCAUAUAGAUUGCUACGCACCCGCAAAACACCAGUCUCAACGUCAACAGUGAAGAGGCGACUCCAGGAUGCUGGCCUUCUAGGCAGAGUUCCUCUGUCCAGUGUCUGUAUUCUUUUGCCCAUCUUAAUCUUUUCUUUUUAUUGGCCAGUCUGAAAUAUGUAUUUUUCUUUGCAACUCUGCCUCUUAUGUCCAUAGCCUCUUUUUUUGGUAAAUGAUAAUUUCUAAUUGAAUGAACAUAUGAGACAAUUUGAGUGAACACGUGUUUUUAAAGUUGACUGAAUUUUUUUGCCUAAAAAUGUUAAGUUCAGCUAACACUUUGACCGAAAAGUUGAGUAAACAAAAAAACAAACAACAAAGAGUCUGUGGAACCAGUUAUUUAUUAGUAUUACGGUGAAAGAACUAGAUGUAUUUUACAGUGCAGGUUUGGUCAGAUAAGGUCUCAUAAUGAGCCAUCUAUCAUUGUGCUAUUUAUGUCACACUCAUUUACAUAUUGAACUCGCUGAACGCUUCAUGUUUUUCAGGUAUUUUCAGACGUCAUUCUCACUGUAGAUCCGAACACUUUCAAAGAUCCCAACCAGGUGAAGUACCUUCUCACUGGAUGUGGUAACCGCGUUACAGGAACCUUGCAUUACGAAGUGCGGGGAUCAUUUGAGGAAAUAGAGGACCUGUUUGUGAAGAUGUCAAGUAUAGACAGAUAUGCCGCCCCCAAUCUCAGAGACAGUCCUCUUCGUCACCUACAGCGUCUUCGGUCACCUAGUCCAGUGAAACCAGUGGCGAUAGUUGGAGCCGUUUGGGAUUUCAUCCAACAGAGAUGCUCAAAGGAGUUGAAGAGAAUCCAAGGGGAAGAUGUCUUAAUUCAUAAACUUUGUGACAAAAUGGUGGUGACCUUUGAAAGCCACAGAAAAGACUCGGUUCGGGUUCAUUUCGCCAGAGAGCGCUUUGUCACGUUCUAUCAGAGACUCGCUACAGAUCUGAAAGUGCAGACUUACAGUUUGGAUCCACAAUACUACAAAAGCUUGCAGAGACAGUUUCCAGAACUUUUGAUUGAAGGAGGCCCCAGUAAAGACAAUAUUACAGUGACAGGGCGCUACAUGCACAUUGUGAUGUUGGAGGAUUUUCUACGGCACGGUUCCAGUUCCCCUGUGACAUCACAACGACCCCUGACACCCCAGAGAGUUAGCCCCCGAGCCUCUGGUACUACACGCAACAAGCAAUCGGACGACGAAGAAGAAGAGUCAUGUCCGAUUUGUCUGGACACCAUUAAAGAGGACAGAAAGAAGACGUUGGCAUGUAAACACUCGUUCUGUAGAGGCUGUCUGGAGAAAGCGUUCAAGACCAAACCUGUCUGUCCAACCUGUGGGGCAGUCUAUGGGGAACUGAAGGGGACGCAGCCAAAGGGCGGGACUAUGGCUGUUACUCAGGAAAGAUCCUCUUUGUCUGGAUAUGACAAGUAUGGAACAAUCGUGAUUCAGUACCACAUUCCAAGUGGAAUACAGAAGGAGGAGCAUCCCAACCCAGGUCAGACUUACCAGGGUGCAUCACGUACAGCGUAUCUCCCAGAUUCCUCAGAGGGCAGGAAUGUUCUGGCUCUCCUGAAGAGGGCCUUCGACCAGCGACUCACGUUCACUAUUGGCCGAUCUUCCACCACAGGCAUGGAAAACAUGGUCACGUGGAACGACAUCCACCAUAAAACCUCCAGGAGCGGAGGCACCAGUUGCUAUGGAUACCCUGACCCCGACUACCUGAGACGUCUACAGGAUGAACUGAAGGUCAAAGGAAUCUAUUGACAUGUCGUCUGCGUGUCUCGCAACUACCGAUAUGCAAGAAUGAAGAAAGAGACGUCACAAAUACAUGUGGUACACACAGCUGCUUCAGGUUAACUCUUGUGAAAUGAAGAUUGUUACGUUUCUCCAACAAGAAAACCAAAUAAUAUCACUAAAACAGAAGGGGUACUUAACAGUCACUGAUAAUCAGAACAAAACAGGUUUUAGGAGGGGUUCUGAAAGACAGUCAUGGGCGUGUCCCACCGUGCUAAUGACACCCACCGUAGUAACGACACCCACCGUAGUAAUGACACCCGCCGUAGUAAUGACACCCACCGUAGUAACGACACGCACAGUAGUAACGACACCCACCGUAGUAAUGACACCCACCGUAAGAGCACUGGGCUAGCCACUCUUAAAUAUCACCGAAACCAUCUUACCACUAACGAGAUGGUAACCAGCAUAAGUGUAACACAUACUAACGAGGUGCCACCACUCAGUGUGCCCUACGUGCUAACUUGCUAAAAAAAACGACAACAUUUUUAUUUUGUAGGCUGUCACUCAAAAGAAAACGACACUAAGAAAUAAGAGUUUAAGAUGUAAUAAAAUAACUGAAAAAUACCCCCCCCCCCCUCCUUAUCUCCCACUCACAGAAACCGUUCGGAGUAAAGAAAUUAACAAAUUGUGGUUUCUUCUUUUAAAUUUAUUGAACAUAAACAAGUACAUAAGCUACUAUUUUCAUAACUUGUAAAAAGCCCCCCCCCCCCCUUAUCUCCCACUCACAGAAACCGUUCGGAGUAAAGAAAUUAACAAAUUGUGGUUUCUUCUUUUAAAUUUAUUGAACAUAAACAAGUACAUAAGCUACUAUUUUCAUAACUUGUAAAAAGCCCCCCCCCCCCUUAUCUCCCACUCACAGAAACCGUUCGGAGUAAAGAAAUUAACAAAUUGUGGUUUCUUCUUUUAAAUUUAUUGAACAUAAACAAGUACAUAAGCUACUAUUUUCAUAACUUGUAAAAAGCCCCCCCCCCCCUUAUCUCCCACUCACAGAAACCGUUCGGAGUAAAGAAAUUAACAAAUUGUGGUUUCUUCUUUUAAAUUUAUUGAACAUAAACAAGUACAUAAGCUACUAUUUUCAUAACUUGUAAAAAGCCCCCCCCCCCCCACAAAAAAAAGAAGCUGAAUUCAUUUGAAGAAUAAAGAAAAAGCCAUUAAAACUCAAAUUACAGAAAAUAUUUGGCCUUGUUUGUUGUGACAAUAUAUUCAGUAUGCAUUGUUAUAUUACCAUUCAUUCAUGUCUAUAAGGCACCAAAUGAUAAGUAGCAUAAUAACAUAAUACUUGAAAAAACCAAUCCACAUAAAAGAGAUCAAAAAUCAAAGUAUACGACCAUCAUAUACAUCUC
This is a messenger RNA of Oncorhynchus kisutch (coho salmon), 3266 nucleotides long. RefSeq names its product RING_Ubox and Deltex_C domain-containing protein. The record is from RefSeq and is a predicted model, not a curated record. Gene Ontology annotation, biological process: Notch signaling pathway; protein ubiquitination. Lineage: Eukaryota; Metazoa; Chordata; Actinopteri; Salmoniformes; Salmonidae. Bases 781 to 1890 code for a protein of 369 amino acids. The transcript is spliced from 4 exons.